Messenger RNA from Dendrobium catenatum, 746 nucleotides. Its product is annotated as 50S ribosomal protein L25. Gene Ontology annotation, biological process: translation. Gene Ontology annotation, molecular function: structural constituent of ribosome; 5S rRNA binding. The record is from RefSeq and is a predicted model, not a curated record. The coding region runs from base 186 to 731 and encodes 181 amino acids. NCBI's taxonomy places the organism in Eukaryota, Viridiplantae, Streptophyta, Magnoliopsida, Asparagales, Orchidaceae. Gene Ontology annotation, cellular component: ribosome; cytosolic large ribosomal subunit. The transcript is spliced from 2 exons.
UCCGCCGAACCAAAGGAUUUCGGAAAUCCGGGAUUUAGAGCGAAUCGGCGGAAUUUUCCGUCCACGGAGGAUUUCGUUUGCCGUGAGAUUUGGAUUUGCAUUUUAGGCCGUUUGGCUGGAUUUCGCCCAAAUCCGGCCUUAAAUCCGCCUAAAUCCGCAUACCAAACAGCCCCUAAGAGAGAAAGAUGGUGAGGUGGUGGAGAGGCGGCGGCGGGCUACUGCGAAAAGCAGCGGCGCCGCUGUGGCGGCGAAACGUGGUCGGCGGAUACCACACGAUUGAAGCAGUCCCGAGGGAAUACACCGGUAGCCGAGUCGCGACUAAGGAGCGAGCUGCCGGCCGGAUCCCGGCGGUGGUCAUCGCUCCCGGCCAAGGUGGCAUACCUGUUUCUAGGAAGCAGCUCCUGACCUUUGACAAACAUCAGAUUGAUUAUCUUCUCCGCGACUCGCCAUUCUUCACCUCGACUGUCUUUGAUCUCCAAAUCCGAGCCGGCGUCCGGUCCGGCGUGGUGCUUCAGUCGGGCAAUGUCCUCCCCAUUAAAGUUCACAAGAAUGAGGAAACAGGGCAGAUUCUUAAUUUGGUAAUGACGUGGGCAGACGAGGGCUCGGCACUGAAGGUGGAUGUUCCAGUUGUCUUCAAUGGUGAGGAAAUUUGUCCUGGUCUUAAGAAAGGUAGGGUUUCGGCUUCACUUUUCUUAGUUGAUUGCGUGGUCUUGCUUUUCCAUUCGAGUUAGUGCCUAGAAAGCUGU